Oryzias latipes (Japanese medaka) is the source of this 1915-nucleotide messenger RNA. RefSeq names its product peroxisomal N(1)-acetyl-spermine/spermidine oxidase. Gene Ontology annotation, biological process: spermidine catabolic process. The record is from RefSeq and is a predicted model, not a curated record. NCBI's taxonomy places the organism in Eukaryota, Metazoa, Chordata, Actinopteri, Beloniformes, Adrianichthyidae. Gene Ontology annotation, molecular function: polyamine oxidase activity.
AAAAUGUUUUUAAAAAAAUAGACAGAAAAACACUCCAAAUGUACUAAAUAAAUAAAUUACGGUCACUCGUAACAAAAUCAAGCAAAAGAUAUUUUGCAAUCAUCAAAAGAGCUUUGACAGUAGAGCUUUAUCUUGAAACUCUACCGGAAGUUGUUUAUGUUGGUAUUUAAACAUACUUGGGAGGAAGUGCGAAAAACGCAGGUGAGCCUUGCCGUCAGGUGUGCGGGACAGUGAUCAAGCGAUGGCAGAGAGCGAGGACGCAAAGGUCGUGAUCGUGGGAUGCGGAAUUGCCGGGAUAGCAGCCGCACGCAGACUCCUAGAUGCUGGAUUUGAGCAGGUGAGGAUCCUGGAAGCCACCGGAAGAGCCGGAGGACGAAUCCAAACAAACAAACUCGGUAAUAAAAUAAUAGAAAUAGGAGCAAGCUAUCUUCAUGGCCCAUCAGAGGAGAACCCAGUGUUCUGUCUUGCCCGUGAUUAUGACCUCCUGGAUCCAGAGGCUCUCACCCCAGAGAACCAGGCCGCAAACGUUGAUGAAUACCCUCCAUGGGUCGCCAACUGGUUCACCAGUUCAGGGAAAAAGGUGGAUGAUGACUGCAUGAAUCCUGCUCUGGAGUUGAUUCAUGAGCUUGUGGACAACACUCCAGAGUCUAAAAAACAAAAACCAACAUCCUGGGAAAGUGUUGGUCAUUUCUUGCGCUCAGAGGCCCGCCGAAGGGCAGAAAUAGUGUGGAAAAAUGAAGAUAAAGCCACCAGGAAGCUGCUGUUUUGUGCUCUAAGUGCCUUGUUGAAGUUUGAAUGUUGUGGAAGUGCAGUCCACACCAUGGAUGACCUCGACUUAAAUGGAUUUUCUACGUACGAAAGCAUCCCUGGAGUGGACUGCAUGUUCCCAAGUGGAUUCGAAGGCCUCAUUAACAGGCUGAUGUCGGAGCUCCCCACCGGUUUGGUGUCCUACAACCAUCCUGUCCAAUGUGUCCGUUGGAACAACACAGAGGCUGGAGAUCACCCCGUGACAGUGGAGUGUGCUAAUGGAGAGAAGAUCCCUGCUGAUCACGUUAUUGUUACAGUUCCUCUAGGAUACCUGAAGAAGCACCUCUCCACCCUGUUCUCUCCGCCUCUUCCAAAGCAGAAGCUGCGCUCCAUUGAAAAACUGGGAUUUGGAACAUGCAACAAAAUAUAUGUUGAGUUUGAGAAGCCAUGGUGGGACGCUGACUGUGACAUCAUCUACCUAGUGUGGGAAGAUGAGGAGGAGAUUUCAGACCAUGUGUCUGACAUAAGCAAAUUUUGGACACGCAAAAUCCCAUCCUUCACGGUGAUCAAACCCCCUGAAAGCGGCAGCCAUGUUCUCUGCGGCUGGAUUUCCGGGCAUGAGGCCGAACACAUGGAAACGCUUCCAGAGGAAGAAGUGAGGCGUUCUAUGACAGAGCUCAUCCAUACUUUCACAGGCGACUCCACCAUUACACCAAAGAGAAUUCAGUUUAGUCGUUGGUUUCAUGACCCCUGGACAUAUGGAUCCUACAGUCACCCAGCACUGGGCUGCUCUGCACAGGACAUCAAAAACUUGAUGGAGCCUCUGCCUGACAAAGGAGAGCAGCUUCUGCAGGUGUUGUUUGCUGGAGAGGCGACCCAUCCCUCCUAUUUUUCCACCGUCCAUGGAGCGCUUCUCUCUGGGUGGAGAGAGGCGGAUCGACUCAUCUCCCACCAGUUUUAAGCUCCACUCAGUUUAAUGUUCAACAUUUUCUCAACACAGUGUUGAUAAGCAAUUUUAAAUCAUGGGAAUAAUGAGAUUUUUAACACUAGAAACUCAAUGAUUAUAACCAUGAAAAUUGAAGUUAAUUUGGAUCUUGUAAUCUAAGGGUAGUUUUAGUAAUCACAUGGAUUUAUUUGAUUACUUGCAAUAAAAACAAAUGAAUAACAA